AUGUGCAAACUGCGCAGCAGCAGCGAAAAUGCAAGGACAGCAACAGCAGCAGCAACAGCUGCAGCAGCAACAGCUGCAGGACUGCAGCAGCAACAGCUGCAGCAGCAGCAAAACAGCCGCAGCAGCAACAACAGCUGCAGUAGCAAAAACAGCUGCAGCAGCAGUACCAGCUGCAGCAACAGCAACAGCUGCAGCAGGAGGAACAGCUGCAGCAGCAGCAGCAGCUGUGGUGGCAGCAACAGCUUCGGCAGCAGCAACGCUUCGGCAGCAGCGACAGCUGCGGUAGCAACAGCUGCAGCAGCAGCAACAACUGCAGUAGCGACACCAGCUGCAGCAGCAACAAAAGCUGCAGCAGCAGCAAGAGCUGCAGCGGCAACAACAGCUGCAGCAGCAGCAACAGCUGCUCGUGCUCGCCGUUGGGCGGCGACGCCCGUGCUGCAGCAGCAGCUAGCUGCUGCAGCAGCAAACUGA
Molecule: messenger RNA, 471 nt
Organism: Eimeria tenella
Lineage: Eukaryota; Apicomplexa; Conoidasida; Eucoccidiorida; Eimeriidae
Exons: 1
Coding region: 1-471 (156 amino acids)
Source: RefSeq, a predicted model, not a curated record